This is a messenger RNA of Saccostrea cuccullata (small rock oyster), 7677 nucleotides long. RefSeq lists its product as uncharacterized. The record is from RefSeq and is a predicted model, not a curated record. NCBI's taxonomy places the organism in Eukaryota, Metazoa, Mollusca, Bivalvia, Ostreida, Ostreidae. The coding region runs from base 1 to 7677 and encodes 2558 amino acids. Gene Ontology annotation, biological process: DNA repair; telomere maintenance. The transcript has a single exon. Gene Ontology annotation, molecular function: DNA helicase activity; ATP hydrolysis activity.
AUGGGAUGUUGGAAUAUAAAAGAUGUAUAUGAACAAAGUGAUCAGAAUGAAAGUUGUAGUGUGCUGGAUGAGGGAAAUAAUGAUCCGAAAGGAAGAAGUCUGUCCACUGUAUCUGUCCAGGGCUCUUUCCAUCAAGCUGAUCCUAUGUUUGGUGACACUGCAGGAACUCAAUGUGUAGCAAAUUGUUUAUCAGGUUUAGCUUAUAAUCUUCUGAAAAGUGCAAAAUUAUGGCAAACAGCUGAUGUCAACAAAGUUUUAGUGAAUGGAGAUGAACUUUACACACACCUGCAGAACUGUUCUUCAAUUACAAGUAGAUAUUUGUUAGUAGAAGAGUUACCACAGUAUUUUGAAUGCUACAACAAUACAUUUGACUUUACUGUGAAAGUCUCGGUACCCAGUUUAAUUAGCUUGUCAGAGGAGGAGCCAUGUUAUGAAGAUUUUAAUGCUUAUCCUCUUUAUGAAGCUCUCCAGAUGGCACUUACAGAAGCAGAUGGAUGUUUUGUGUGUUUCGGAGGAAAUACCCUUUUAAUUGGGAGAACUACUGAUGAAUUUUUUAUAUUUGAUUCACAUGCACGAUGCGCUCGUGGAUACCUUAGUGUAAGAGGAAAGAGUACAAGAAUUUUGUUGAAGGAUGUUCAGCACGUGUACUUUCAUCUUAAGUCUCUGGCUCUCUCAAUGGGAUUUUUAAGAACUGUUGAAUGUGAAUUAACUGGUGUGUUGUGUUCACUGAAGCAUUUUGCUAUUGCAAAAUUUGAGAAGGUUGAGGGUAAUAUAGAAUUUUCAGAAGCAUUCAUAAAUUCAAGACAAGGUAUUAUAAUGUCAGAUCAAUCAAACGAAGAAAAUCAUAGAUAUUCAAGAGGAUUAAAAGGAUCAAAGCAGGACAGCUUAUUGUCAGAUCAGUCAGAGAUAUCAGAGACACAUGAGGUUAUUUUUAUGGGUGAGGAAAUCAAACAACACAAUUUUAUUCCUUUGUCUAAACAGAAACAGGGGCAGUUGAGCAAAGAGUUAGGAUUGUCAUAUUUUGCUUCUAGAUAUGAAGAGGUAGCAGUGACUGUGAAAGGCAUGGAUAUGCCUACCAAGUGUAAGGAAAUAAAAGCAGAUGGAAAUUGUUUUUUCAGGGCAAUAUCAUUCAGUCUGACAAACUCGGAGAACGAUCACCAACUUGUACGAGAAGCUGUUUGUCAACAUUUGUUGAAACAUGAAACAAAAUUUCAGCACUUGAUGAGGUCUGAGGGAUCUUUAAGGUCUUACUUGCUUUCCAGUAAAAUGUCAGAAGAUGGUGUAUGGGCCACUGAAUUGGAGAUUCAUGCCAUGUCGCAUCUGUUGAAUGUUGACAUUUAUACUUAUUCAGACAGGAAAUGGAUUUGUUUUAGUGGGGAAGUGCCGAAUCCUGAAGUCGUUGAUCAGAAGGAGGCCAUUUAUUUAUACCACAGACAACAGAAUCAUUAUGAUGUUGUUUUAUGUGUUUCAGCAAUUCCAUCAGAAAAGGAAUCAGUCAGACAAUCCAGGUCUUGCAAGAGAGAGUAUAACCUGCGCAGAGGAAAUCGACUUCGAAUGAAAGUAAAGCGAGAUACACUUGAAUUGAAAGGACAAUUAAAUUCAAAUGAAAUUCGCAAAGACAAAUUGAGGAAAAAGUACAGGGAAAAUAUGGAUUUUCGGAAUAAAAUUAUUGAACAAAGGAGAGAAAUGUACUCAGAUGCAGACUUCAAGUUAAAAGUACAAGUGAGGAACAGAGACCGAUAUCGUGCUUUAGAUUCAGAACACAGAGAAGAAGUUAAAAGGGCAAGUAGAAGAAGAAGUAAACAAAAUUACACUGACUUCAAUCACAGUGAUGAAAAGAAGAGGAAAAAUGUAAGGAGAUACAAGUUUGAUAUCCAGCACAGAGAACAGGUGAAAGAAAAAAACAGGGGAAAGUACUGGGCAGACUGUGAAUAUCAGGAAAAUAUGAAGAAAGCAAGUAGUGAGAAGUACAAGACGGAUCUGACACAUCAAGAAAAUUUGAAGAAAGCCAGUACUGAGAAGUACAGAGCAGAUCUGAAACAUCAGGAAAAUGUUAAGAAGUACAGUAUGAAGAAGUACAAGACAGAUCUGAGACAUAAGGAAAAUGUUAAGAAGGCCAGUACAGAGAAGUACAAGACAAACAUAAAACACCAGCAACAAGUUAAGAAAAGAAGCAUUGAAAAGUAUAAAAUGGAUUUCGAACACAAGACUAAAGUAAAACAGGGGGCCUUGAAAAAGUACAAAGAAGAUAAAACUUACAGGAUGAAAAAUAAAGCUGCUCAUGUUCAAAGAUAUAGUUCAAAUGAAUCUUUUAAAGCAAGUAAGCAAGAAAGAGUUGCGAUGAGGUAUCGGACUGAUACUAAAGUUCAAUUAGAAGUGAAGAAACGUAGUAAGGAUAGUUAUUAUUCAUCUUCAGAUGUAAAAAAGAAGAAAAAAGAGAAAGUAAGACAAGAAAGAAGACUGAAGCAGAAGAACUUGGAGCAGGAAGAGGAAGUUAUCAGAUUGUUUAAGGAAAAUGCUAAAGAAGGCCCAGAUUAUGCUUGUACUUGCUGUCAUAGGCUAUUGUUCAAAAAUCAAGUUCAAGCUUGUGAACAUCUUAUGUAUGAGAAAAGUGAAUCAGCAAGAACUAUUUCUGACAUCUGUUUGUUAGAUAAGUAUUUGCAUGAGUGUUCUGAAUCUUGUCCAGAAGCAUGUACCAAAUCAUCAUUAUGGAUUUGUUACACUUGUCACAGGAAAAUAAUGAGUGGCAAAGCACCAGCUGAGGCUGCAGUUAACGGUUUGAUUCUGGAAGAUAUUCCACCAGAACUGACUCGGUUAAACAGUUUGGAGCAGCAUUUAAUUGCAAUGCACAUACCAUUUAUGAAGGUUAUGGCUCUUCCCCAUGGUGGGCAAAAAAAUGUUCAUGGACCUGUGAUUUGUGUGCCUGCAGAUAUGAAAAAGACCAUCAGUUUACCAAGGAAUGAAGAUGAGAACUUGUUGCUACGUGUGAAAUUAAAAAGGAAAUUGAAUUACAAAGGUUACUUUGAAUAUCAAUUUGUUAAUACAAACCAUGUCAUGUCAGCCUUAUCAUACUUAAAAGAAAAGAAUCAGUGGUACAAGGAUUUAAAAAUCAAAUCGUCCUUGACAGAAGAUUUGGAAAAUCAUGAAGAAAUGACAGAAGAUACUAAUGAUAAUGGGGAAAUUGAUGAAGAAAUGGUUGCAUAUGAUACAUGUUUACAACCUGUUGAUGUUGCACAGGAAGUUUUAGACCAUUAUUUUGAUGAUGUGUACAACAUAGCACCAAGUGAAGGAAGAAAUCCUGUUCGAAUAUUACAGGAACCUGGCAAUGAAGCUAAGGCAUUUCCAUGUCAUUUCCCAAGUGGUCGUUUCUCCUGGAAUGAGGAAAGAUCAGAAAAAUUAUCACUCUCCAGGUAUUUCAAUAAUAGGCUAAUGAAUGCAGAUGACAGGUUUGCAAAGGACACCAAUUACAUUUUUUUCAGCCAGUACAUGUCUGAAUUAAAUCAAGUGAUUGAAAAAACCCAAAUUUCACUUAGGAAAUCACUAUCAAAAUGUACCAGUGGAAAACCUAUUACGAUAAAUAUGCUGCAAGACCCAACAACUCUCUCUAGUUUGUUGAGGAAUGAUGAUGCCUUAAGAUUUAUGCAGCCAAUAAGGGGAACUCCAGCUUAUUGGUCAAGUACUCAAAAAGACAUUUUUGCCAUGCUGCGACAAUUAGGAAUCCCAACUUGGUUUUGUUCGUUUUCUGCAGCGGAGUACAGAUGGAAUGAUGCUGUUAAAGCUAUAUUGCAACAGCAGAAUGAUAACAGAGAACCUGAUGAGAUGGAGUGGUCAGAGAAAAAUGAAGUUUUAAGAUGCAAUCCAGUCACGGUGGCUAGAAUGUUUGAACACAGAUUUCAAAUAUUUCACAAGGAGGUCAUUCUUUCCCCAGCAAAACCAAUUGGAAAAGUGUUAGACUUUUUUCAAAGAGUUGAGUUUCAGCAGAGGGGAUCACCCCAUAUGCAUUGUUUAUUUUGGGUUGAAAGUGCACCUAAUAUUGAAUCCGAUGGAGAAGAAGCUGUGUGUGACUUCAUUGACAGAUAUGUGACAUGUGCUGUACCUUCAGAUAAUGAUGACCCAGAAUUAAGAAGAAGUGUAUUAGAGGUACAGCAACACAGCAAGAAACAUUCAAAAUCUUGUAAAAAGAAGGGUACAGAGUGUAGGUUUAAUUUCCCGAGGCCACCCUCUCAAAAGACCUUUAUUACAAGCACUCAAGAACAAGAAAACUCAGAGGAGUGUGGAAAAGAAACAAAUAUAAACAAAAGUUAUGCAAAAGAGAUAUUACUAAGUGUUUGGGAUAAGGUACAGAACGAAGGUGAAAGAUUCAAAACAGCAGAAGAAUUAUUUGAUGAUCUAUCACUAACACAGGAACUGUACGAAGAUGCCUACAACAUGUUAUCGACAAAACGAUCAGUUGUACUUGAACGCUGCCCGAAUGAGGUGUGGACGAACCAAUAUAACAGAUGCCUGUUGAAGUCGUGGGAUGCUAAUAUGGACAUACAGUUUGUUCUGGACCCGUUCAGCUGUAUUGUUUAUAUAAUAUCCUAUAUAUCAAAGUCAGAAAGGGAAAUGGGUAUGUUACUCAAACAAACAAAGUUGGAGGCUGAAGAGGGAAAUUCUGAUGCCAGACAGACGAUGAAGAAAAUUGGUUCAGCUUACUUGCAUCACAGAGAAGUAAGUGCACAAGAAGCUGUGUACAGAGUAUGUAACUUAAAGAUGAAAGAAUGCUCUAGGAAAGUUGUGUUUGUGCCUGUAGGCGACAACCCGGUUCGCUUAAGUAAACCGCUAUCAGUGCUUAAGAAGAAAGCAUCAAAGGAUGAAGAGAUAAGUGUUGAGGAAGAAGAUGAGGAGGAUGAAGUUUGGAUGACAAACAUUAUUGAACGUUACAUGAACCGACCGGAUAAACCAAUUUUCCAUGAAAUGUGCCUCGCCGAAUUUUGUUCAGAAUUUAGAGUGCUUGCGAAGUCUCAAGUUCCUAAGAAAAAAAAUGAAAAUGUGUUUGAAUUACAGAAUGGAAAGGGUUAUGUGCAACGAAGAACAAGAACACAGCCUGCUGUUGUGAGAUAUCCCAGGUUCAAUGUUGAGAAAAUGCCAGAGAAAUAUCAUCAGUCUCUCUUGCAACUUUUCCUUCCCUAUUGGACAGAGGCGCAGUUGAAACCACCAGGAUUUGAAUUAUAUGUGGAUUUUUAUGAGACUGGUUAUGUGAAAAUUUCUGGCAGAAAAAGAAAUGAAUCCGUGAAAUCAGUUGUGGAUUUCAAUCAUUCACGUUAUGCAAAAAAUGAAGAUCUUAUUGAAAAUGCUCAGGAGGCAUAUGAGAUGAAUGGUGAACCAGAGGAUGCAUGGUCACGAAUAUGCCCAGAGACAGAGGUUCUUAGAAGGGAGGGUAUAGCACAGAGAAAGGAGAGUACAAUGCUACAGGAGGAAAAUAUAGAUAUCAUACCGGAUAUCGAAAAUGAGACACAUAAUGCGGAUGUCAUGUAUCAUGUUCACCAAAAUACAGUUUCAAGAGAGGAAAUGCAAUCUGUUCUUCAAAAUUUGAAUGAAACACAGAGUGAAAUAUUUUACUUGGUGCGCGAGUGGUGUUUAGGUAAGAUUGCAGGGGAAAAAGCUGAACCCCUACAUUUAUUCAUUACUGGAGGUGCAGGAACUGGUAAAAGUCAUCUCAUAAAAGCCAUUCAUUAUGAAGCAUCACGUUUGCUUUCACGAAUAAUGACUGAACCAGAUAGUGUAUCCGUGCUUCUCGCAGCGUUCACAGGAACAGCGGCUUUCAACAUUGGCGGAAAUACACUUCACCACUUAUUUUCAUUAACAAAGUAUCUUCCCCUCCCUUAUGAACCACUUGGAGAACAAAGUCUCAGUGAAUUGAGAGUAAAGAUAGGAGAUCUUCAGAUCCUAAUCAUUGAUGAGAUAUCAAUGGUAUAUAAAAGGCUACUUUACUACAUACAUGAGAGGCUGGUGCAGAUUAAGAAGUGCAAAGAGCCAUUUGGAGGGGUUUGUGUUAUUGCUGUUGGGGACUUUUACCAGCUUCCUCCCGUUAAGCAGCGGAAAGAUGAGAGACUUUACAAAGAAAAUAUGAGUUAUCCCAUGGACUACUGGCAUGAGUUAUUUAAGGUCAUUGAAUUAAAAGGGAUAAUGAGACAAAAAGAAGAUUUGUCUUUUGCUGAGGUUCUUAAUUCUCUACGUGUAAGAGAGAGAGAUGAACCGUUGACACAGCCGCAAAAAGCUAUGUUAGAAGACUGUAUCAGAGAAGGCCCAGAGGACGUUCUUCAUGUUUUUUCUACUAAUGAAGAAGUUAACACAUUCAAUUUGUCAAUGCUGAAGAAAUCCUGUGAAGAUUUACUGGAAAUUGAGGCCCAAGAUUACAAAAAGGACAAGACAUCGGGAAAACUGAUACCGAAAAACAAGCCCAUGACACAAACAAAAAGUGAUGGUCUUCCAAGUUCGCUCUUAUUGUCAGUCCAUGCAAGGGUAAUGCUAACAAGAAAUUGCAAUGUGGAGGAUGGUCUCGUUAAUGGAGUAAUGGGGCAUAUUUGUCAGUUUUCUUUGGUAGAAAACAGUGAUAGAGUUGUAAGAGCUAUAGGAGUUAUUUUUGAUAAUAAGGAAGUUGGGAAGAAGUCAGGGCAAAAGACAAGGGAUGGGAAUCUAGUGUUCAUAGAAAGAGUACAGGAAGAGAUGAAGGAAAAGGCAAGUACAGUGGUAAGACACCAAUUUCCAAUUCGGUUGUCAUGGGCAUGCACGGCUCAUAAGGUGCAAGGGAUGACCACUAAGAAAGCUGUAGUGAAUUUAGAUAAAGUUUUUGCCCCAGGUCAAGCAUACGUUGCAUUGUCAAGGGUUACAUCAAAGACCGGCUUAUUUAUCGAUACAGGCGAUUCAUCUCGAUUACAGAAAAAUAUCUAUGCUGAUCCAGAGGUAAAGUCAGCAUUAAAUGAAAUGCCGAAAGUUACUUUUAGUGACACUUCACAAGCUUUACUCUCUGGUGGAAAGAAAGUAGUUCUGCAUAACACACAGAGCUUGGACAGUCAUUUUAAAGACCUACAAAAUGAUGCAAGGUUGAAAAAGGCUGAAAUCAUAUUCUUAACGGAGACAUGGUUAAGAUCUAGGGAAAACACAGAAAAAUAUGCACUGGAAGGGUUUCGGUUUCAUCAUCUACCUAGAAGGGAAGCGUAUGAGGAAAGCAUUGUGUCAAAUCAAAGUUUAUGCAUGUCAAAGGGUGGAGGUGUUGGGCUGUACUUAAAACAUGGGAAGGAUUACAAUACUGUUUUAAUGACCCAUAUGAAUAUUGAAGGAAUAGCAGUGAAAAUAAUCGAGGAAGAUAUUUUGUUGCUGUGUGUAUAUCGCCCAUGCAAGGAAAAAAUGACUUCAUUCCUGCACAAUCUUCAGAAUGUUCUGGACUACUUGAAAACAAAUGACCACAAAAGUAUCAUCAUGGGUGAUUUCAAUGACGAUGCAAAAGUCAAUGGCCCAAUUCAAAGGUUUAUGAGAAAUCAAAAUUUCAGACAACUUGUAUCCUUUAGCACAACAGAAGGGGGAACAAUACUGGAUCACAUCUAUGUUUCCAAUUUAAGACGGAUUGAGGUUCUUCGAUUAUCCACAUAUUACAGUUAUCAUGAUGCUAUACUUCUAAAAUUCUUAGACUUUUAA